CCUGCUCGCCUCCAUUUUGUUUGAUUGUGGAAACACAGUGACUCUGGGCAGCUGCUAAACACUGAAACAUCCCGUACAGAAACAUUUCCAGCAGCAACAUGAGCGGAUGUCGUAUCUUCAUCGGCCGCCUCGCCCCCACGGCCCGGGAGAAGGACGUGGAGAGGUUCUUCAAGGGGUACGGCCGCAUCCGAGACAUCGACCUGAAGAGGGGCUUCGGAUUCGUGGAGUUUGACGAUCCCAGAGAUGCUGAAGAUGCCGUGUAUGAGCUCGAUGGCAAAGAGCUGUGCAGUGAGAGGGUGACCAUUGAGCACGCCCGUGUUCGCCUGCGCGGCGGCCGUGGCAGAGGCGGCAGCAGCAGCGGCGGUGGUAGAGAUGGUGGAGGUAGAGACGGUGGAGGUGGUGGGGGCGGUGGGCGCUUCUCCUCUGAUCGCUAUGGUCGCGGUUCCCAGAACAGUCGGAGUCGAAACCCUCCUCCGAUGAGGACGGAAAACCGCCUGAUUGUGGAGAAUUUGUCCUCUCGCGUCAGCUGGCAGGACCUGAAAGAUUUCAUGAGACAAGCUGGAGAAGUGACAUUCGCAGACGCACAUCGGCCCAAACUCAACGAAGGGGUUGUUGAGUUUGCCUCUUACAGCGACCUGAAAAAUGCCCUUGACAAACUGUCUGGAAAGGAAAUCAAUGGCAGAAAAAUCAAGCUCAUAGAGGCAGCCAAGAAGAGGUCCAGAAGUCGUUCCCGGUCUGACAGCACCUCUCGCUCCCGGUCUCGUUCCCGCGGUCGCUCUCCCUCCCGUUCCCCCCGACGCUCCCGCUCCCCCGCCAAGGCCCACAACCGCUCCCGCUCCCGCAGUCGCAGCGGCUCUCCUGGCGGCAGCCCCAAACGCAGCCUCACGCCCAAAUCCAAGGAGCCCCCCAAGCGCCUCUCCAAGACGAGCAAGUCCGCCUCCCCACACUCCCCCCGGCCCGCCCAGAGAGCCUCCAUGUCCCGUUCACGCUCUCGGUCCCGCUCCCGCUCUCGCUCUCGUUCCCGCUCCCGCUCAGUCGACAGCCAGCGCUAAGGGCCGGGUUUACGUUUAGUGGGAAUCAACUCCAGGAGCAAGUUGUUUCGGUCGUAGAUUCAGCUCGGAGGAGUUGCCACACGCGUAACGUAUUUUUUUCUUCUUCUCGACUGGAUUUCAAGUUUUUCACAUUAAACACACAGGUUGUCAGUUAAAAUCAGAUAUUUCAUUGUCAUUAUUGGGCAUUUAGGUUUAAGUCAGCAGAUUCACAUUUCGCCUGAAGUAUUGACUCAUAUGCAUGUUUACACCCAGUCAGUCCCCCCCCCCGAAUUCAUUCAUUCAAUAAGGCUGCUGCGUCGUCAUUAAUUCUCACUUAACCCUCCCAUCGUCUACGUUCUUUCUACACGAAUCUGUGUGUUUCAGCAGCAGCGGGACGCUUUUGAUAGGUUGUGCAACCACUUUCUUUACUUCUCGUGAUACUUUUGCUCGUAGUUUGGAUACUUUUUUUAAUCUUAACAUAUUUUUCUCCGUCUCGCUCAUUUUCGAAGCCUUUGUGUCUUUCCCCGUUUUUCUCACGUACUGUACCCACUGCUGCCGUGAUGUGUAGAACCUUGGAGGCUUGCAUGUGCUCUUGUUUGCUCAAAAUUCAGAAUCCCAUGAUAUUAAUACUUUAUUCGUCCUUCAUCAUUAUAACCAACCUUUGCAGCUUCAGUAUCUAGAACAUUUGUACAAUUGAGCACAUUUCCCCGCAGGUUAAAGAGCUGUACAGUAAAUAACAUCAGUUCAAGGAUCUUGCAGCUUCUUGCAGUGACUGAGGCUUUUAUUUUGUAGGGAGAUGUUCAUCUCUCUGAUUUCAACACUUAAAAAUAGAGUUGAUGCAUAAAGCAGUUAAUUAUAGCAUUUUACUGAAUGUUAUUUUAUCUUGUUUUUGUUAAGGGUUUUGUGUACAGCAUUGGAGACUUUUGUUUUUACAUAAUUGUAUAAAUGUAAUUCCAAGAAACCUUGUUGGUAAUGUGACGGGUUAAAGUUACUGUGGUUCAAAUGAACAUUGUGGAAAAUACAACAUUUUUUACCCUUGGAUUGUAUUUUCAGUGAAAUCAAUUAUGAUGGACGUUUGUACGCUGUAGGAAGACAGUGGACUCAAUAAAAAACAUUUUAACCUAA
Limanda limanda (common dab) is the source of this 2156-nucleotide messenger RNA. It is a transcript of the gene srsf5b, whose product is annotated as serine and arginine rich splicing factor 5b. The coding region runs from base 99 to 1052 and encodes 317 amino acids. The record is from RefSeq and is a predicted model, not a curated record. Gene Ontology annotation, cellular component: cytoplasm; nucleus; ribonucleoprotein complex. Gene Ontology annotation, molecular function: mRNA binding. The transcript is spliced from 8 exons. Lineage: Eukaryota; Metazoa; Chordata; Actinopteri; Pleuronectiformes; Pleuronectidae.